AUGAUAAAAGAAUACUAACCCAAAAUAUUUUCAAAGGAUUAAUUUAGAAUCAGAUACAAGGACUUGGAGGAAAUAUAUAAUGAAGAAAUGUCUCCAACUUAAAUUGAAUUAGGUUAUGAUGAUGAAUUGCAACAAACAGUCGUCGUUAAACACAUUUUCAAGGAGCAAUUGUUCAAUGAUAUAUAAAGAAGAUAAGCUUUGAUGGAAUGUUAAGUACAUUCUUAAAUUAAAAAUGAUCAUUUAGUGGAACUAUAUGAUUGUUUUCAAAACGAAGAAGAAUAUACACUAAUUUUAGAAUACAUGAACAAUGCUAACUAUUUUAGGGAUAAAAUUGAAACUAUAAUAUCAACUGAGGCCAAAAUGAAGUCCUACAUGUCGGAUGUAUUGGAAGGACUAGACUACCUGCAUAAGCAAGGAUAUAUUCACUGUGACAUCAAAUUAGAGAAUCUGUUCUGUGAAAAAUUGGAGGAUCAGGUGAAAUUAGGAGACUUAGGAUUGGUGCAUGUCUACGAUCUAAACACAGGACAAGGUCUGAUGCCAGUGAAGUGUGGAACAGCCAAUUACAUAGCCCCAGAAAUAACAAACAAUGCUGUUGUGACUCCUAAGAUAGAUAUCUGGUCUCUUGGAAUAAUAUUGUAUACGAUGAGUUGUGGUUAUAAACCUACUCAAAUUCAAGGGUCAUACAAGUAUUCAUAAGGUCCCAUACCCUUUAGAAAGUUUGAUUGGAAAAAGAGAUCAAAAGAACUAUAAAACCUAAUAACUUAAAUGCUUGAGAUGGAUCCAAAUAAAAGACCAUCCUGCCAAGAAUUAAUGCAGCAUUCUUGGUUUGAAAUUGAUUCUUGA
Messenger RNA from Paramecium tetraurelia, 843 nucleotides. RefSeq lists its product as uncharacterized. Gene Ontology annotation, biological process: mitotic cell cycle; protein phosphorylation; regulation of cytokinesis. Lineage: Eukaryota; Ciliophora; Oligohymenophorea; Peniculida; Parameciidae. The transcript is spliced from 6 exons. Gene Ontology annotation, molecular function: protein kinase activity; ATP binding. Gene Ontology annotation, cellular component: spindle pole; cytoplasm; centrosome. The record is from RefSeq and is a predicted model, not a curated record.